Messenger RNA from Paramecium pentaurelia, 1095 nucleotides. Lineage: Eukaryota; Ciliophora; Oligohymenophorea; Peniculida; Parameciidae. The record is from the annotation of a GenBank genome assembly.
AUGGAUUAAUAAAAUGAUGUCGUAACUUAGGGUUAAUCACAAGAAUUGAAUGAAUAACAGGAUGAGACUUCAACUCAAAAUGAGCCAAUAGAAUAAACUAUUGCUGAAAACCCCCCUAUAACUGAAACCAUUCCAAUGAUCGAUCCAUCAAUUGAUUAAAAUAAAGAUCAACCUACAAAUUAAGAUAAUAAAACAGAACAAUCAAAUGAUCCUCCUGCUUCAAAUCCAAUUUACACUUAUUCAAUUUUGGCAAAAGAGUUUAUUUUAUUCAGCCUUCCCUAUUUAUAUUUUAUAUUUGCUGCUCUUUAUAGGAUUUAUUAGCUUUAAAANGAUUAUGCUUCUGCUGAAAUAACAGAUUCUACAACAGAAAUAGCAACAUUAACUUCAAAAGUCGAAUAAUUGGCUUAAGAUGUUGAUAACAAAAAAAUAUAACUUGAUAUUUUAAAUGAAUAAGAAACAUAAUUAACUGAAUAAAGAGCUAAUGAUGCUGACGAUUUUAUAAAAUUUGAACAUGAAACUGAAAAUGUGAUAGAAGCUAUUGAAGUUAUUUUUACCAAAUUAUCCUCAAUUUAACCUGAAUAAGAAGUAGUUUAAAUUUUAACAUAAUUAAAUUAAAUUGGUGCAUCAAAUCCAAUUUUAGCAUUAAUGUAAGUUGCAUCAACAUUCUCAAAAGAUCAAUUAAACAAUGUUUUAAAUAAAUUGAGUGAAGUGAGUGCAUCUUUGGAAUAAAGUCUACAUGAUGCCAGAUAAUCUGAAAUAUAAGCUUAAUUAGAUUAUGAAAGAUUAAUGGUUGAAAUAGAAAGUUAAAGAGAAUCAUUGUCAUCAGCUAGAGAAGAUUCUGAAAGACAAUUAAAAGAUAAUGAAUAAGCAUUAGAUCUCUAAAAAAAGAGAAAAGAAGAUGCUACUGAUGAAUUAAAUGCUGCCACUUCAGGUAAAGAAUAAAAAGAAGGUGAAUGUGAUGGAUGGAGAACUUAAUAUGCUGCUGAUACUGAACAUAGAUAAUAAGAAAUUUCAAUAAUUAGAUAAAUUGAAGAAAUAUUGGCAACUAAACUCAAAAAUGUCAAAGUGUACUUAUUAGAAAGAUCUUCUUCAUGA